UCGAAGGGAAUAGUGAGUUUUGAAAAUUUUGACAACGACCUCGAGAAUGGCAGAUAAUCAACAAAGUAGAUUUGAAAAGUCCCUUGGUUUAUUAACGACUCGUUUCGUCACUUUAUUACAGAAAGCAAAGGAUGGCGUCCUCGAUUUAAAAGUAGCAGCUGAUAUUUUAGAAGUUCGGCAGAAAAGGCGAAUUUAUGAUAUUACUAACGUUCUUGAAGGUAUUGGACUCAUUGAGAAGAAAAGUAAAAAUAGUAUUCAAUGGAAAGGAGCAGGACCAGGUUGUAAUACACAAGAAGUUGGUGAAAAAUUAACUGAUUUAAAAGAUGAAAUAAGAAAAUUAGAAGAUCAUGAACAAUUAUUAGACAUGCACACUCAGUGGAUUCAACAGAGUAUAAAAAAUAUAGAAAAUGAUUUGAUCAAUAGGAAAUAUGCAUAUAUCACUUAUGAAGACGUUAAAGAAAAUUUUCCUGAUGAUUUUGUAUUAGGAAUUCAAGCUCCUCCUGAUACAAAAUUAAGUGUACCAAAUAUAACACAGACCUCUGAGGAAGAUGAUAAAGAAAUAAAUUAUGAAAUGUUCCUAAAAAGUAAUUCAGGUGAAAUUAAGGUAUAUAUGAUUCAACCAGAACUAGCUAAAACAUACGAUAAUAAAAUAUUGGAAAUGAGAUUACAAGAGGAAGUAAAAGGUACAAAAAGAGGAAAGGAAGAAGAAGAGAAAAAGGAGGAAGCUAAUGUUAAACCAAAGAGAAGAGUUGGAAGGCCUCCAAAAGGGACCAUUAAACCUGAUCCUGUUAUAUCUGAUGAAGAUGAAGAAGAUGAUGCAGAAUUAAUAGAAGCAAAGAUAGUACUUCGGGAUGUUAGUACAUCAGAUAUUGCUCAAAAAGAUUUAGAAUUAUUUGAUCAAAUUUAUUCUGACAUUUAUGGACCAUUAGUAAGAUUAAGUCCACCACCCAGUGAAAAAGAUUAUCACUUUAAUCUUAGUGAAAAUGAAGGAAUUUGUGAUUUGUUUGAUAUUACAGCAAAAUGA
Molecule: messenger RNA, 1024 nt
Organism: Eufriesea mexicana
Lineage: Eukaryota; Metazoa; Arthropoda; Insecta; Hymenoptera; Apidae
Product: transcription factor E2F4
Exons: 7
Coding region: 47-1024 (325 amino acids)
Biological process (GO): regulation of transcription by RNA polymerase II
Cellular component (GO): RNA polymerase II transcription regulator complex
Molecular function (GO): protein dimerization activity; DNA-binding transcription factor activity, RNA polymerase II-specific; RNA polymerase II cis-regulatory region sequence-specific DNA binding
Source: RefSeq, a predicted model, not a curated record